This is a messenger RNA of Iphiclides podalirius (scarce swallowtail), 1344 nucleotides long. The record is from the annotation of a GenBank genome assembly. NCBI's taxonomy places the organism in Eukaryota, Metazoa, Arthropoda, Insecta, Lepidoptera, Papilionidae.
AUGCAUUUUGUGCACAGAGGUGUUGCAAAAUGUGUUCCAGAGAAGAUAGAAUUAACCGAGAAAGAAUUAGAAAAAAUAAUCAAACAAACUGCUGAUGAUCUAAGGUUAACUGAACAGGGAGAUGAUGAAAGUGAUGAGGAUGGUACAGUUAAUGAUAGGCAGCCACCUGUAAAUCCUGAUGAUGAAUUCAACUUUGCACAGUAUGAUGAAGAAGAUUCAUCAAACCCAAUACGAAUUGGUGCCGUGGCGACAUUGCCUAAUUUGGGGGAUCUUGGUGAUGAUGUACAAAUCAGGACUGAAGGACCAGACAGCGAUGAAGAGGAUGAUAUAAUUAAACCAACUGAUAAUCUUCUACUUGUUGGCCAUGUUGAGAGUGAUGCAAGUAUUUUGGAAGUGUACAUAUUCAACAAAGAAGAGGGUUCAUUUUAUGUUCAUCAUGACAUUAUACUACCAUGGUUUCCACUUUGCAUUGAGUGGCUGAGUCAUGACCCUACUGAUCCCCAACCUGGCAACUUAUGUGCACUGGGUGGAAUGGAUCCAGUGAUACAAGUUUGGGAUUUGGACAUUGAGAACUGCCUAGAGCCCGCUUUCAAGCUUGGCAAGAAACCUAACAAGAAGAAGAAAACAAAACGUGUCGGGCACAAGGAUGCUGUGCUAGAUCUAUCCUGGAACAGGAAUUUCACGCACGUGCUGGCGAGUGGCUCUGCCGACAGCACUGUAUUGUUGUGGGAUAUGGAUCAAGGAACGCCACAUACAAAACUUGACUGUUUUGGUGACAAGGUCCAGUCGCUGAGCUUCCACCCGCUGGAGGCGCAGACGCUGCUGGCCGGCGCGUGUGACGGCGCCGCCCGCGUGUUCGACUGCCGCGCGCACGAGACGCACCGCGAGUGGCGCCUCGCUGCGGAGAUUGAGUGCGUCUCCUGGGACAGCCACAAUCCGUUCUGCUUCGCGAUGAGCAACAACGAGGGGAAGGUCGCGUACGUGGACUGCAGACGAGAUGAACCCUUGUGGACUAUAGACGCGCACGAGAAAGAAGUCACCGGGCUUAUCCUAAGCGAGCAGGUUUCUGGUCUCAUGAUAACGGUCAGCACCGACGGCAGAAUGAAAACUUGGGACAUAACUAGCGCGGGCGCAUCCCAAGUGAGCGAGCGCUCGAACAAAACUGGCCAAAGCCUCUGCGCGGCUGCCUGUCCUGAGGCGCCGCUCUCGGUAGCGGUGGGAGGGGACAACAAGCAGUGCCACAUCGAGAUGGUUGACCUCACGGCCAGUGAACAAGUAAUGAAUCGGUUUGGAACACGGCUGCCGGUUGCUACACUCCUAGAGACAAAUGAAGCUAUGGACACA